GUCUCAGUUUUUUUUUUUUUUUUUUUGUUUUUUUUCCCCCGUUCGUUUCUUCAGACUUUUCAAUGUCGAGUUCAAGCAGCGUUUACAGCGGCGACUACUCUGCCGACGAUCGCAGCCUCAACGUGCCCGUGACACCGAACGUCAACCAAGUCGGACGAAUGCUCUCGUCGUAUGCCUGGCAGUAUGACCCGGCUGUCUUUGCCAACACGAACAUGGAGCUGCUUGCUCCCGAAAGCGUCUCGCAGGCUCCCCUCGGCAUCGGCCAUCGUGUCUGCUAUGGCACUGGCACGUCGUACUUGGCUGGUGCAGCGCUUGGCACGCUUUAUGGCGUGGGCUCUGGUCUGCGCAACCCUGACGCCACCUCCACCCGCCUGAAGGUCAACAGUGUGCUGAACAGUGUGACACGGCAUUCCCAAUCGGUCGCGCACACUGUCGGUGUUGUCGCGCUCGUAUACACAGUCAUGGAUGGCGUUACCAUCCGCCUUCGCGAUGGCCAAGACGAUGCCUACAACACAAUCGGAUGCGGUAUUGGCACGGGCCUUCUUUUGCGCUCAGCGUCUGGCCUGAGGCGUUGCUUGAUGGCCGGUGCCCUCGGUGGCGCCAUGGCCGCAACAUACUAUUUCGGCAACCAGAUGCUCAAUAAGAACGAGGAUUCGGCACCACAACAUUGAUCAAUAAAUAAUAAAAGCAUUCAUUUUCAAAGCCUUAAGAGAGUCAAAAAACAGCUUUAUUGAAAGAUCGCUCGAUCACAGCGUGUCGCGCUAGAGAAUAAACAAAACAAAAAC
Molecule: messenger RNA, 785 nt
Organism: Capsaspora owczarzaki ATCC 30864
Lineage: Eukaryota; Filasterea; Ministeriida; Capsasporidae
Exons: 4
Coding region: 63-671 (202 amino acids)
Biological process (GO): protein import into mitochondrial matrix
Cellular component (GO): TIM23 mitochondrial import inner membrane translocase complex; mitochondrial inner membrane
Molecular function (GO): transmembrane protein transporter activity
Source: RefSeq, a predicted model, not a curated record